This is a messenger RNA of Lottia gigantea (owl limpet), 572 nucleotides long. RefSeq lists its product as hypothetical. The record is from RefSeq and is a predicted model, not a curated record. NCBI's taxonomy places the organism in Eukaryota, Metazoa, Mollusca, Gastropoda, Lottiidae. Gene Ontology annotation, biological process: proton motive force-driven ATP synthesis. Gene Ontology annotation, molecular function: proton transmembrane transporter activity. Bases 122 to 454 code for a protein of 110 amino acids. The transcript is spliced from 4 exons.
CCAGACACUCGAUGUCUAUUGAAUUUGUAAUGUACAAAAUAUGACCGGAUGAUCAAAGCUGUUCUCGGAAAGUAUCGUUAUCCACGAGAUCUCCUCCAUACUUUGUGGUCUGAACUUCAAGAUGGUUCUACCAAGUGUUCUCAGUUCGGCUAGACAUGUAGUUCGUCAAGAAUGUCGUAGAAAUAUUGGUUUCACUGCCGUCGCUCUACAACAAGCCAAAUUAGAUCCAAUUCAACAAUUAUUUGUCAAUAAGAUCAGAGAAUAUGCACAGAAGAAAAAAUCAGCUGGUGGUAAACUGGUGGAUGCUGGUCCAGACACAGAAAAAUUAUUGGGGGAACAACUUGAAAAAUUACAGAGAAACUAUGGAGGCACUGACGCUGAAUUAAGCAAAUUUCCUGCCUUCUCAUUCAAUGACCCUAAAAUAGAAGAUAGUAAAGUAGAACGGAAACAGUAGAUGAUGAAAUGGUGGUUAUUAGUAAUUUGAUAAUUAAACUAUCACGCAUCAACACCUGAUUUUAGUUGACACUAUGAUAUUGUAAAUACUGUGAAGUAAAUCUAAUUUUGAAACUGAU